Phyllostomus discolor (pale spear-nosed bat) is the source of this 3555-nucleotide messenger RNA. It is a transcript of the gene CCDC85C, whose product is annotated as coiled-coil domain containing 85C. Gene Ontology annotation, cellular component: apical junction complex. NCBI's taxonomy places the organism in Eukaryota, Metazoa, Chordata, Mammalia, Chiroptera, Phyllostomidae. The transcript has 7 exons. The record is from RefSeq and is a predicted model, not a curated record. The coding region runs from base 292 to 1587 and encodes 431 amino acids.
CCCGGAGCUGGGCCGGGGGCGGGCCUCCGCCUGCUUCGCCUGAGCCCGGAGAGCACCCGGCACGGCGGCCGCCGACAGAGCAGCGAUCCUCGCUCGCUCGCUGAUACCCGAGACGCGCGGGGUCCCGAGGGCCCGGGCGGGCGCUGCGUGAGGACUCGAGAGGCGGCGCGGGGCGGGCCGCACGCGCCCCCGCCUGCCCCCCGCCCGCGCGCGGACCGGCCCAGCGCAGCCCCGGCGCGGGGAGCGCCGGCCGGGCGAGGGCGCGGGCGAUGCCGCGGUGACGGCCCAGCCAUGGCGAAGCCCCCUGCGGCGGCGGCGGCGGCGGCGGCGUCGGAGGAGCUGAGCCAGGUGCCGGACGAGGAGCUUCUGCGCUGGAGCAAGGAGGAGCUGGCGCGGCGGCUGCGGCGCGCGGAGGGCGAGAAGGUGGGCCUCAUGCUGGAGCACGGCGGCCUGAUGCGCGACGUGAACCGGCGGCUGCAGCAGCACCUGCUGGAGAUCCGCGGCCUCAAGGACGUGAACCAGCGGCUGCAGGACGACAACCAGGAGCUGCGUGAGCUCUGCUGCUUCCUCGACGACGACCGGCAGAAGGGGCGCAAGCUGGCGCGCGAGUGGCAGCGCUUCGGGCGCCACGCGGCUGGCGCCGUGUGGCACGAGGUGGCCCGCUCGCAGCAGAAGCUGCGCGAGCUCGAGGCGCGCCAGGAGGCCCUGCUGCGCGAGAACCUGGAGCUCAAGGAGCUGGUGCUGCUGCUGGACGAGGAGCGCGCGGCGCUGGCGGGGGGCGCGGGCGGCGCGGGCGGAAGCGGCGGCGCGGGCUCCCGCAGCUCCAUCGACAGCCAGGCCAGCCUGAGCGGGCCGCUGGCGGGCGGCGCGGCGGGCACGGGGGCCCGCGACGUGGGCGACGGCAGCAGCACGUCGAGCGCGGGCAGCGGCGGCAGCCCGGACCACCACCACCACGUCCCGCCCCCGCUGCUGCCCCCGGGGCCGCACAAGGUCCCCGACGGCAAACCCGUAGCCACGCGCAGGUCCCUGGAUGACCUGUCGGCGCCACCGCACCAUCGAAGCAUCCCUAAUGGCCUGCACGAUCCCUCGUCCACCUACGCCAGACAGCUGGAGACCAAGGUGAAGCUGCUGGAGGGUGACAAGCUCCUGGCACAGCUGCCCUGCCCCCACGCCCCGCCGAGGAGCUGGCUUCAGCAGGCGGGCUCCGGGGAGUUCCGGACGCUGCGGAAAGGCUUCUCCCCGUACCACUCGGAGUCCCAGCUCGCCAGCCUGCCCCCCUCCUACCAGGAUGCCCUGCAGAACGGCCCAGGCUGCCCUGUGCCCGAGCUGUCCUCACCCCCCUCGGCCGUCUACAGCCCCGCAGGACAGAAGCCCGAGGCCGUGGUGCACGCGAUGAAGGUCCUGGAGGUGCACGAGAACCUGGACCGGCAGCUCCAGGACAGCUGUGAGGAGGACCUGAGCGAGAAGGAGAAGGCCAUUGUCCGAGAGAUGUGCAACGUGGUCUGGAGGAAGCUGGGGGACGCCGCCAGCUCCAAGCCCUCCAUCCGGCAGCACCUGUCUGGGAACCAGUUCAAGGGGCCUUUGUAGGGCCUCUCCUGUGUGAACGCGGACUCUCCCUGCCCGGGGUCCCCAGGGGAGGCGGCGGGCCCUCCGGCUGAGCCGCUGUCGUCUUCUGGGAUGAACUGUACAUAGGACGCUGCCGGCCGGGCCCCCCUCACCCCCAUCUCUCACACCAGCAAACCGGGCAGCCGAGAGGCCGCCUGCUGCUGCCUGAGGUUCCCUGCUGCCGCCACCUGGGCGGCCGCUCCCACCCCGGGCCCCGGCGUCCAGCUCCCCGGGCAAGAACGGAAGGCAGCUCUCUGACGCCAGGCCCCAGGACCGUGCGGGCUGGGCCUGCACCUCCUCCAGCCCUUGCUUCCUGCGUGCCCCGGCCGCCACCGCACUGGGCCGAGGCUACUGGCAGCUGGACACGGUGCGGGCAGCGCUUUUCAUCCGCCUGCUGUCACCCGGACGCUGGCUCCCGAAGCACUGGGUCCCCUGAGUCCCGGAUGGGGUGCUCCCAAGGCCCCUCCCCUGGCCUGUGCCCUGCUCCCCUGCUGCCACUUGGUUUUAGGGUUCACACUCCCCCACCCCCCAGGGUCACCCUGCCCUGCGCCAGGGGUGCCCUUUUUGGUGGCUCCCUGCCCAGGCAUCUCCAUUGUCAUGGUUCUCACGAGGGGCCAGGGGCACAGGGAGGCUGAGCAGAGGCCCCAGGCUGAGCCGCACACGCCCCUCUCUCCAGACGGGUCACACCGGCUCACGCCUUGGCCUCUGGUCCGCCGUGGUGUCCCCUGGAGCCGCGCCCCGUCCUCGCUCCCUGUGGACAGAGCCGCAGGGCUAGUGACAAGAGCCCUGCCCUCCUGGGAAGGGACCUGGCCUGGCUCUGGCUGGAAUUUGCUGCGUGACCCUCACUCAGUCUCUCUCUGCCCCUGGUGCAAAGGGCGGCCUCGGUGGUGCUCUUGGCCACGCCUCCGGUGGGUGCCAUCAGCUGCUGCCCGCCUGUGCCCUCGGCACUGCAGCUGACGGCAUCACCUGCAGGGGGCGGCUGGGGGCAGGCCCCAUGCCGCCUUCUGCUGCCUCAUCAUCCGGUGGACCAUCCCCCUGCCCUGCCCUGCCCUGCCCUGCCCUGCCCGAGCCCGCUGAGGUGGGGUGGGGGCACGAGGAGCUCCUUGCGGCCUCUGAGGGUCGGAUGAGACCCUCGGUGUAGAUGGCUGGGUAUACACUGUAAAGUGCGGUCCGUGUUUCCAAGUUAGUGUUUGAGGAAGAGGAGGCCCAGAGGGUAGGAGGUCCGUGGCUCCCCGCCGGUGAGACCCCAGGGCCUGGGGGCAGGCAGGGUCCCUCGAUGCCGUUGGGAGGCCCUGGCGUCCACUCGCUUCUCGCCCACCCUCGGACCUCCCUGUUCCGGCGGCACUGAGGGCUGCGGCAGCCUCCCGAGGCCCCGGGGGCUUGGCUUUGCAUCGGGCAGCCUCGUCCAGGCCCAUGUGAGGGACGGGGGCCAGGACCCAGCUGCUCCCACUGUCCAUUUGCCUUUGGGGUGACACUCUCAGGGGAAAGGCAUGCACCCCUCCUUGUUCCCAGGAGCUGAGGGGGCCCUGCCGAUGGCCGCAGGCGUGUCCCUCCUGCCCUGGGCUCUUUCUGGGAGGAACUUGCCGUCGGGGCAGGUAGUGAGCUCCCUGUCACGGGGGCGUGCCCUUGGAGCAGGGUGGGCAGCCUUGGUCACGGCACUGCGUGAUCACUGCCCGGGUGGGCAGUGAGCUGGGGGACAGAGGCCCCGAUCUGGUCUUGGAGUCCAAAGAGCCACAGCAGCCGGGGCCCUGGGUCCAUUUCGGUGGGAGCCACGUCUGGGAGCCCCUUCGCCAUGUUUGGAUCAGGUUGGCUCGGCCACAACCGACAAUAAGCAAUAAGGAAGGUCCGCUGGCACCUGCAGCUGCCCCCGGGGAGGGCGGCCUCCCAGGGACCCUCCCCCUCCGGGGGGAAGCAACGCUGCCCUGGGCUGCGGUGGUGCCCGGGUAGCAG